This is a messenger RNA of Schizophyllum commune H4-8, 2793 nucleotides long. Its product is annotated as mating-type protein A-alpha Z4. Bases 1 to 2793 code for a protein of 930 amino acids. The record is from RefSeq and is a predicted model, not a curated record. Gene Ontology annotation, molecular function: DNA binding. The transcript has 7 exons. Gene Ontology annotation, biological process: regulation of DNA-templated transcription. NCBI's taxonomy places the organism in Eukaryota, Fungi, Basidiomycota, Agaricomycetes, Agaricales, Schizophyllaceae.
AUGUCCCUCUACUCUGCAGAGGACAUCCUAGAAUGGUUGCAUCACGCUCAAGCCGAAUUUCUAACGGCUCUGGCUGAGGGCGACGACGCCCUCGCUCAAUUUCAAGCGCAGUGGGAUCGCGUCCGCGCCUGUGUUGACUGCGACCCAACCCUUCCUUCCUCCACUCUUGCACUAUCCCACGCCGUCGGCAUCAGCAUUGCGCAAAUUGCAGAAGUCAUGCUCGACCAGGAGGCUACUAACCAUACGAUCGAGGACGAGCUGACCAAGGAUCUGCUCGCUGGUUUGGAACGCCACGACGCGUCGUCCGCGCUGGCAGACGAGAAGACCGGCGCAGAACUUAGCGCUACGCCCCUGCCACCAUACAUCGAGCCCUGCUAUCGCUGGUUAGUCAAUCACCUCGACAACCCAUAUCCCACAAAAGCUAUCAAGGAGGAACUCUUGGAUCAAGCCCGACAGCGUACUUCCCCUGAUGUCGCACAGCACCUCGCUCUUGGUGACAUCGACAACUGGUUCAUUGCUGCCCGUGCACGGAUGGGUUGGGGUGACAUUAGACGUCGCCUAUUCGGCGGCAGCAGGUCGCUCAUGCUUCAAUCUACGCGCCUUAUGUGGGGAACCGAAGAGACCUCCAGGGAUUUCACGGACGGGUGCAUCGCAAAGCGUAAAGGGGCGCAACCGAAGCGCGAAGAAGUACAACCACACCUGCGUUCGUCACAUGACGUCGUAGCGUUCAAGAUCCCUCCCAAGGCAUCCCCUGCCUGCGAGGAGCCGUUACACCCUCAGUCGUUUGCCGCCCUUCAGCCCGACGUCGAAUUCGCCCUCGCUCACCUUGAAGUGAACGCGAAGGAGAUGUAUGGGCUUGAACCAACCGAACUCGCCGACUCCUUGAACUCCUCCGCUGUUGAUAGGCAAUUCGCAACCCAGGAUCUCGUCGCGUUCAGGGCGGCUCUUGAGGCGGCGACUGCUGCGAAGCAGCGGCAGGCGCGUCGCGAGCAACGUCGUGCCCAGAAGGACAGAAUGGACGCUCAGCGAAGAGCAGAGGAUCGCAAGUGCUACCCCAGCCCCGAGCCACUUUCAGCCGACGAAUUGUCUGGCACCGAGUCGGAUGAAGAUCUCGAUGACUUCUAUGCGUCAGACGACGCUUCGGACGAUGAAGACGACGACGGAGAGGACCUCGACACCCGCCCGUCCGACCUCAUGGCGCAGAUGUGUCCGCAGCUGGUAGCCACGGCCUUUUCAAAAGAUGGAUCCGCAACGGAGGACGAGGACUCGAAUAGCGAUGACACUGACGAGUCCACGGAUGACGAGGACGAAGACUCAGACAGUGAGAACGAUAGCGACAGCGAGGACGAGGAGGAAGAGGACGAGGAAGAAGAGGAGCCGGUGAAGAUCGCCGGCGCCAAGCGCGGUCGCAACGAUGACGAAGAAGUCUCGCCUCUAGCUAAGAAGCCUCGGAUCUUCUCGCCGCCAGUACGCCCGCGUCCGCAGGCCAUCCGUGUCUCUUUACCCUCCCCCGCCCCAUCAUCGAGAGGCUCGACGCCUACAUCGCCAGUUAGCCCAUCGCCCAAGGCUAAACGACCUGCUCAGGCGACGUCGCUUCUCGCGUCUCAUCCUAUGAAGAAACGCGAGAAGCUUCAGGAGGAGUUACGCAAGGCUGGGUUGGCUCCGCCUUCAGCUCCUGUACUUAUGGGUCCGGAUGGUGUCCCUCUUGGGACUGUACGCUCGCGUUCGUCGCCAAGUGUUAGCUCCCCCCCUUCGGUGUCGGUGUCUUUGCCCUUGCCUUCUCGCGGUGUUCCCAGCGGUGGCAUUAAGGUUACCGGUGACCCAACUCCGUGGGUCAACUGGGAUUUGGAGGCACAUACUCAAGCCCCCCGCGACCUCACCGCGGCUACAAAAUCUUCAGCGGGUUGUUCUGUCGACGCUGUUCCGUUGCCAGGCAAGUCGCGCUCGCUCACACGCUCGCCGUCCAUCAGCUCUAUAUCCUCCGCUUGCUCGACUUCGUCGUCGGGCUCGGAUACGGAUUCUUUGUUCUCAGUCACGUCCGACGCGACUGAUAUCACCGAACCGGACGAGGCGACCACUGCAGACGAAACAACGACACAGUCGACAAGCGCAAGCUCUUCGCGUGACACGACGUCUCAGCAGAAACGAAUGCCCCCGCUAUCUAUCGACCCUCGCUUCGACCCCGCGCUCUGGAGCAAGUACGAUCUAUCCCCUCCCGCGGACGGACGGCUCCAUCCUAGCGACGGCCUGAGGCCGAGCGCCUUUGUGCCCACGAAGCUGGACGUGCGCGUAGCCAAUCUUGCGCAGAACCCGGCUCGCCACUGGAGUGCUUCGAAGCGCUCUCCGACCCGCGCCAGCCACGCCGCUGCUCCCAUAGUGUCGUAUCACCACGCUACGGGCUCAAUAGCAUCCCCAGCUCAGGUCGCGUUCGGCGAAGGACAGCUUACCUCUGUACUCGCCACGGGGCAGAAGGCAGGGAACGCGCGUCGCAGGACCACACCCGUCCAGAGGCGUGUUACGCCGAAGGCGCAGGAGACGUCGGAGCCCUCCAGUCUAGUCGAUGGCAUUCUGAGCAGCGGCCUGGCCGACGUCUGUAGAGAGGCCCCGAAGCCUGCGAAGGCGCCGAAAAACGAUCGCCGCUAUCUUGAGCGUCGCGAGCGACGCCUCUCGAAGUCCAGUCCAGUCGACUCUGCUGAUACCGUACGCACCCGCCUCGCUGAGAUCGAGCAAGAAGCUGCUCGUCUCGAGGCGGAGCGCCAAUCCCUGCAACGCCUGGCCUCCGUCGGUGGCUAA